UCCACCCUUUGAAACAGCACCAGCUCCUGUUCUGCCUUCAGCACAAAACUCAGGCAGUCCUGAAUGGAGAGCACCUCAGACCAUGUGCAAUAAGUUGUGAAGUCGGAGCGAGCAGCAGGAGACCUUGAGGAGCAUGAGAGCGCCAGGAAUGUCCAGGGCCACGCCACUGCUGUAGCUUGUGAAGUUCUCUCUGGGGGAAUUAGCUUCAAAAAACGAGCGACAGGAGCUUACUGGAGGGACUCGGAGUAACUGUCCUGAAGUUCAUGUAGAAAACUGGACCCCCUUUGACAUAGUUUUGGGUAUUUUCUUUGUCGAUUUAUUUGAGACAUUCUUAUUUGUAUUCAUUCACGUUCUCUGACCGGAGACUCCAAAGCUUGGAAGGAGUUGGACGUUUGUGGGGGAGAACACGCUAAGAACCCCUGACUCAGCAACGCUCUCAGCAGGCAGUUGGAGGUCAUGUUCCCUGUACUGAAGUGGUUGGUUCUGCUGUGUGGAAUGCACACGCUUGUUGCGCAGGAGUUCCAUGAAGAGCGCGAGGAGAUAGUGGUGUCCACCCGGGGAAGGGUCAAACUGCCCACGGCCAACGCUAUCCCUCAAAACGGAGAAUUGCUCGGCGGCGAGGACUGCGGCGUGGAGGUGGCCUUCCUGGUAGACAGCUCGGAGAGCGCCAAGGAGCACCACGCUCAGGAGAAGCGGCUGGCCACCGAUGUGGCCGAGCGGCUGCAGGGCGUGCGGCUGGCGUCGGGCCGCGGCGUGUCCUCGAGGGCCGCCCUGCUGCAGUACAGCAGCCACGUGAUCGUUGAGCAGACCUUCGCGCAGUGGCACGGCGUGCAGGACUUCAAGGCGCGCAUCGCCCCGAUCGUGUACAUCGGCCACGGCACCUACGCCACGUACGCCAUCACCAACCUGACGCGGCUCUACCUGGAGGAGUCGCCAGUGGCCAGCAUCAAGGUGGCCAUCCUGCUGUACGACGGCAACUCCCACCCCCGCAACCCGGACAUCCUGGCGGCGGUGGCGGACGCCAAGAACCAGGGUGUGCGCUUCUUCACGAUCGGUAUCACGCCGCAAGCCAACGAGGUGUCGAACGUGGGCAUGCUGCGGCAGAUUGCCAGCUCGCCCGCCGCGCGCUACCUCCACAACCUGCAGGACCGCGGCAUCGUGGACAAGGUGGUCAAGGAGAUUACCCAGCUGGCCGAGGACGGGUGUCCGGUCGCCAAAAGUCAGUGCGCGUGUCAGAAGGGCGAGAGGGGCCCCGUCGGCCCCGCGGGCAAGAAGGGGCGUUCAGGCGAAGAUGGAACCCCAGGUAUCAAAGGUUUUAAGGGAGAGAGUGGACUUAGCGGACUCCCUGGUCGCGACGGCUCCGAGGGGAAAUCCGGCUACAAAGGAGAGAAGGGAGAAAGGGGAGAAUGUGGAACACCUGGCAUUAAAGGCGAACGGGGUGUGGAGGGCCCCACCGGGAACCGAGGAAUCCGGGGACUACAGGGUCUGGCCGGUCCCCCCGGUGACAUCGGCCCUGAAGGUCCUCUCGGACGCAAAGGGGACCGGGGACUCUCAGGACCACCUGGGGUCCAGGGGGAGACUGGGAUCGGACUGGCAGGACCCAAGGGUGACAUCGGUUUCCAGGGACGACUGGGCCCACCCGGCCCUCCGGGCCUUGGGGAGCACGGACCACCGGGGCCUCAAGGGCCACAGGGGGUCCAAGGGGAGAAGGGGCCCCUCGGCGAGGGCCUACCGGGGUCCAAAGGCGAGCGAGGCCAGGAGGGGCCCCGGGGCCCGAGAGGAAUGGUCGGGGCUGGAAUCAAAGGGGACAAGGGGGACUAUGGCUCUCCAGGUCUUCCUGGGCCACUUGGCCUCACCGGGGCUGGAAUUCAAGGAGAGAAGGGCGUGGAGGGCCCUCGGGGGCCAUCAGGAAUAAGGGGACCCCCAGGUGAGGGUCUCCCUGGAUCUAAGGGCGACCAAGGGUUUCCAGGAGAAGUGGGGGCCACAGGAGAACGAGGGGCAGGGGAACCGGGAGGAAAGGGUGAACCCGGGUCCACAGGAUUGGGGGGUCUACCAGGCCUUCCAGGAGAAGACGGGUCUCCUGGCCAGAAGGGAGAACCUGGCCCUAUUGGUUUCCGCGGCUCAGAAGGUGCUCCUGGAAUCGGCACCCAGGGUGAAAAGGGAGACCAAGGCCAGAGAGGGAUCAGAGGUCUGGCCGGUCCUCCUGGGAUAUCUGGACCCUCCGGACCAAAGGGUGAACCCGGGAUCCCCGGACGGCUCGGUUUACCAGGACUCCCCGGCCGUGGUAUCAUUGGACCAAAGGGGGAUCUCGGUCCGUCCGGCCCACCUGGUCCUAUUGGAGAAAAUGGUUAUGGACAUCCUGGUCCCAAGGGGGACCGUGGAGAAUCCGGUCCAUCAGGGCCUUACGGUCCCAAAGGCGAGGGCUUCCCCGGCCCAUCGGGCCCUCCCGGACUACCGGGCCUCAUGGGCGAGCCGGGGCCUGAAGGAGUAGGAAUCCCAGGACCAAAGGGGGAUAUUGGUUUCCGAGGGUUGCCAGGUUUACCAGGACCCAUCGGCGAGGGGAUUCAAGGACCAAUGGGUAAUACUGGAAGACCAGGGCCUUCGGGACCCACUGGGCCCCCAGGACAAGGCUUUCAGGGACCCAAGGGGGACCAGGGGUCACAGGGUGUGUCUGGGCCAAGGGGCCCGCCCGGAGAGGGAGUGCAGGGGCCUAAAGGGGACCGUGGCUCGGCGGGGGAGAGAGGGCUGAAGGGAAUCAGAGGAGACCUUGGAGAUGCCGGUGUCCCUGGAGAAUCAGGUCGACCAGGCAUCAAAGGUGAAGCGGGCCUGACUAGAGACGACAUUAUUCGGAUGAUCAAGGAAAUUUGUGGCUGCGGCGUCAAGUGCAAGGAGCGGCCCAUGGAGCUGGUGUUUGUCAUCGACAGCUCCGAGAGCGUGGGACCCGAGAACUUCGAGAUCAUCAAGGACUUUGUGGCGGCGCUGGUGGACCGCGUGACGGUGGGCCGCAACGCCACACGCAUCGGCCUGGUGCUGUACAGCCUGGAGGUGCGGCUGCAGUUCAACCUGGCGCGCUACAUGACCAAGCAUGACGUCAAGCAGGCCAUCCGCAACAUCCCCUACAUCGGCGAGGGCACGUACACCGGCACGGCCAUCCGCAAGGCCACCCAGGAGGCCUUCUACAGCGCCCGCAACGGGGUCAGCAAGGUGGCCAUCGUCAUCACCGACGGACAGACGGACAAGAGGGAGUCGGUGAAGCUGGACAUGGCGGUGCGCGAGGCUCACGCCGCCAACAUCGAGAUGUUUGCGCUGGGCAUCGUCAACAGCUCGGACCCCACGCAGGCCGAGUUCCUCCGGGAGCUCAACCUGAUCGCCUCGGACCCGGACACGGAGCACAUGUUCCUCAUCGACGACUUCAACACUCUCCCGGCUCUGGAGUCCAAGCUGGUCAGCCAGUUCUGUGAGGACGAGAACGGAGCGCUGAUCUACAACCGUCUUACCAACGGCUACAACGGCAACGGCCACAAUGGACACAACGGACACAACGGGAACAACGGACACAACGGGAACAACGGACACAACGGGAACCACGGCAACAACGGGAAUCAUGGCAUUGCCGGCCAUGGCCAGCGGCCCAAUGGAGGGCAGGAGUUGCAGAGAGGCGGCCAGACCAUCAGCACCAGUGGCGUCGUCGUCAGGACCGAAGUCCACGGACGGCCGGAGGUGGGGGCCGAGACAGUUAGAGGAUCCUCCACGGGACAGUUGGACACGCCCACUUUUAACCGCAACCCCACCACCAUCAGACCAGUUCAGCCGGCCAGGGAGAGCCCCUCCUCCUCUGGCACUUCCUCUUCAUCGUCGUCGUCUUCGUCAUCAUCAUCCUCAUCCUCAUCCCCGUCUUCUACAAACGGGACAUCUGUGCAGUAUGUGCCUGUAGUCAGACCGGCCCUACCUAAAGAGUUCGCCCCCUUGGACCCCCGCUGCGGGCUGGUCCUGGACCAGGGGCCGUGCCGGGACUACAACAUCCGCUGGUACUACGACAAGCAGGCCAACGCCUGCGCCCAGUUCUGGUACGGCGGCUGCAACGGCAACAAGAACCGCUUUGACACGGAGGAGGAGUGCAGGCGGACAUGUGUGACAUCCACAGGGGCGGGGACGCACUGAUGAACCGCCAUGCCACGCGCUGCCACGCCCCUUUUUACAUUCAGUCGCUCAUUUACUCACUCGUAGGACAUUUAUGCAUUAGGCCGCUCACUCACUCACGCACUCACUCACUAAGAUAACGUGUUCACGUGUUCAUCGUUCCUAUGGCAGUUACUGAUUAAGACGAGUCUCCAUUUGCAUUCACUCACUCAUAUGACAUUUAUGCAUUAGACUGCUCACUCACUCACUCACUCACUCACUAAGAGGGAAUUCACGUUUUUAUCCAUUCACUCACUCGUAUGGCAGUUACUGAUUAGGAUGAUGAUGCUCUGCAUUCACUCAUUCAGUCAUUCAUUCAUUUACUCUCUCAUAUGACAUUUAUGCAUUAAAACACUCACCACCUCACAAAAAUAACGUGUUCACAUGUUCGCCUGUUCACUCACUCGUAUGGCAGUUACAGAUGAAGACGAUUACCCAUUUGCAUUCCCUCAUUCAUUCAUUAAUUCACUCACUCAUAUGAGAUUCAUCCAUUCAGUCGUUAUUUUACUCACUCGUAUGACAUAUAUGCAUUAGACCGAUCACUCACUCACUCAGCAAAUUAACUUUCACAUGUUCAUCCGUUCACUCACUCGUAUGGCAAUUACUGAUUAGGAUGAUGAUCCUUUGCAUUCACUCAUUCAUUCGAUCACUCAUAUGACAUUCCUCCAUUCACUCACUCGUAUACAUUGACAUAUUCAUCCAUUCACUCACUCAAAUGACACUUGCUCAUUAAUAGAAUGAGCCAUUUUACAUUCAUUAAUUCAUAUAUCCUUUUAGUAAUCAUCCAUUAAUUUACUCAAAUGGCAUCACUUAUUCACACAUUAAAUCACGCCCUCAGUCACUUAUAUAACAUUCAUUCGUUCAUUUACUUGCUCAUGUAAACAUUGACCCACUCAUAACAUUCACCCAUGCACUCAAUCACUCAU
Molecule: messenger RNA, 5105 nt
Organism: Gadus macrocephalus (Pacific cod)
Lineage: Eukaryota; Metazoa; Chordata; Actinopteri; Gadiformes; Gadidae
Product: collagen alpha-1(XXVIII) chain-like
Exons: 36
Coding region: 457-4161 (1234 amino acids)
Molecular function (GO): serine-type endopeptidase inhibitor activity
Source: RefSeq, a predicted model, not a curated record